UUUUUCUUGUUCUUUAUGUCCUCAUUUCAGUUGCUGUCCUGUGAGCAGAAUACCCGGGAAACUGCUUUCGCAAUCAGGAAGUUGGCUUUAACCAAGGCUAAAAGGUACCUUGAAGAUGUUAUUGCUCACAAACAAGCCAUCCCCUUUCGAAGGUAUUGUGGUGGUGUUGGUCGUACAGCUCAAGCUAAGAACCGCCACUCAAAUGGCCAAGGGCGCUGGCCAGUGAAAUCUGCUCGAUUCAUUCUUGACUUGCUUAAGAAUGCUGAGAGCAAUGCAGAUGUGAAAGGUCUAGAUGUGGAUGCUCUCUUUGUCUCCCACAUUCAGGUUGAAAAGUAG
Molecule: messenger RNA, 336 nt
Organism: Asparagus officinalis (garden asparagus)
Lineage: Eukaryota; Viridiplantae; Streptophyta; Magnoliopsida; Asparagales; Asparagaceae
Product: 60S ribosomal protein L17-like
Exons: 3
Coding region: 16-336 (106 amino acids)
Biological process (GO): cytoplasmic translation
Cellular component (GO): ribosome; cytosolic large ribosomal subunit
Molecular function (GO): structural constituent of ribosome
Source: RefSeq, a predicted model, not a curated record